GUUGAUUUGACAGCGAAGAAGUUGGGAGAAAAUAUUUAUCCUGUUGAUGCUGAAAUUGGUGCACCAUUGUGGCAAUUGGCAGAUCGACAUUUUGCCACAAAUAAAAAAGGUAUAAUAAUGAAUGUUGCUGGGAAGUUGGUUUACAAAAAGUGGGAUGGAGCGGUGGAAAAGAUACACACUCCAUCCUUUACAUCAUUCAAAUGUCUUGCGCUGCAUGACAACGACUGCGCAUUUGCAAUUGCCGCUGGACCGAGCAGUUCAUCAUCGGUGAUCAGAAUCAAUCUGGAAACCAAAAAAGUCGAUGUUCUACGUGAAUCAUGGCGAUCAUCUGAACUUGAAAGAUGUGAUAUAUCGAUUCCUGAAUCUUUGCAUUUUCAGUCAGAUGGCACGGAUGUUCAGGCCUGGUUCUAUCCUCCAUUUUCCACAAAAUACAAAGCUCCGGAAGGCACUUUGCCACCAGUGGUAUUGCUCGCGCACGGCGGACCGACAGCAUAUUCUCCAGGGACGCUUGAUAUGAGGAUUCAGUAUUUUACAACAAGAGGCUUUGCUGUUUGUGAUGUAAAUUACCGCGGUUCCUCAGGCUUUGGCACAGUUUACAGAAAUAUGAUAAGGCGUAACUGGGGCAUAGUGGACAGGGAUGACAUGAUCAAUGCUGCCAAACACUUACUGUGCGAAAAACGAGUAGACCCGAAACGUCUGUGUAUCAUGGGUUGUUCGGCAGGUGGCUACCUCCUUCUGGCUACUCUCCUGAAAACGGAUAUGUUUGCCGCUGCGGCCUCAGUAUAUGGCGUGAGCGACUUAGUGGGUUUGGCCCAAGACACACAUAAAUUUGAAUUUGGAUACAACGAGCAACUUAUUGGCAAGUUUCCGGAAGAAAAAGCUGUCUACGAAGAGCGAUCACCACUGAAUCAAUGCUACAAAUUAUACACACCAGUGGCGUUUUUCCACGGCGAAAUUGAUACAGUAGUGCCAGUUUCACAAAGCGAAGAACUGCAUGAAGCUUUAAAGAAAAAAGGGGUCCCCACAUCGCUGAUAGUAUUUGGAGGGGAGGGACAUGGUUUUAGAGGGUCACACGCGAACAAAGAGACAAUCAACGGCAUCUACUGCUUCUUUUGCCGGAUACUGGGGAUUGAGCCGUCUGAGAAAAGCGGGAUCAAAAUCGAAAAUGAGGCUCGUGUGGAAGCAUCGACAAAAACAGAUGCGAUGCUUAGCGGUGAUGACAAAGCAUAA
Messenger RNA from Gongylonema pulchrum, 1230 nucleotides. The record is from the annotation of a GenBank genome assembly. NCBI's taxonomy places the organism in Eukaryota, Metazoa, Nematoda, Chromadorea, Rhabditida, Gongylonematidae.